AUGCUUAUAAUGCCACUCUAUGCCGAAGACGUUAUUCGUUGUCCAUUAUAUUCAGCACAUUUCUUUGAUGAUCCACGUGUGAUACCCUGCGGAUGUGUUUUUUGUUUAAAAUGUUGUUUAAGCUUACGUUGUAUGACUAGCAUUAGUUCAUUCUCGAUCAAGUGUCCUAUCGAUGGUGUUAUCCAAGAUUUUCGAAAUGAGGAAGGAUUUAUAAAUAGUUUAAUUGUUCAUUCUGUUUUAAAAAUGAUGGUUAAACGAUAUAUGAUUAAUCACUAUGAAAAUUCAAGGAUAUUGUCAACGACAAGUAGACUGACACUAUGUGCUCAAUGUCACGAACGUUUUGUUGAUCCUCGUCAAUUACAAUGUGGUCAUUCGUUUUGUUACAUUUGUAUUAAAACAAAACUUAUAUCAACAGAAUUAUCAAUUCAAUGUGCAAAAUGUGAUGUCCAACAUAUAUUUCGAACAAGAGACGAACUCGAACGUUCGUUAGUCGUCGAUUCGUUUAUAAACGAAAUGGUUCAAUAUUAUUUGAGACGAAAAGCUAAUCCUAAAGUAGUUAAAUCCAGUGAAAACAAUCAUCAUCAAGUUAUUCCUUUACAUACGACAUCACAGAAAAAACAGAUUGCUUUUGCGCAACCGCCGUGUAAAAUUUGUUCGAAAAAAUCAAAUUAUUUAUUUAUUUGUGAUCAUUGCAAUGAAGAAAUUUGUGAUAAAUGUAUGGAUAAACAUCGAGCAGAAGUAACAGAAAGAAUUAAUAAAAAAUGGUUAAAAUGCAAACAACAAUUUGCUAUUAAUAAUGAACUAUUGAGCAAAGCCGAGAAGAAUAUAACGUCAGUUGUUAAUGAAUUAAAAAUGAUACGAAUAACUGUUGAACAACGUGCAACAGAUUUGAUUAACAUGAUCGAAAAUGAACGUGAUAAUAUUUUGGAACGGCUUGAUGAUCAUAUAACUCCAGUUAAAAAAAAUUUCAAAAACGAUGAUAUUAAACAAGAGUAUCAGUCAAUUAAUGAAAAUAUAGCACAUAUCCUUUCGAUUGAAUCUUCGAUCCAGAAUUUAGUAAAUCAUCUUCAAAGAAUUGAUCGUUUUCUUGAUAAUUUGGAAAAUAAAAAAGAUCAUAUUAAAACACAAGAAAUAACAAUUGCUUAUUUAUCACCGCCAGAUUUCGAUUCUCCAGCAAAAUUACUUGGUGAUCUAAAAUUUCAAGUUCCAUCAAAACUAAUAACAACUCCAUUAUCGACAAAAAAUAAGUACAAUGAACGACUAUCACCAAAAGUGCAGAAUACAACGUCAAUCUCAAAUUAUCAAAAUUUAUCAUCGUCGACAAAGCCAUCAAUCAAAAAAGAACUGGAUGGCUUCUAUAAUCCCAAGGAAUUGGCUUCACCAAUUCCUCCUCUUCGUAUUAAUUGGCGACUAACGCCUUCACAACUACAACCAAAUCUGAAAACAGAUGUACAACGGCUCGUACAAUCGACAAAACGUAAUUCACCAAUAACGACAAAUAAUGGAUUACACUUGCCAAUAGUAGUAAAACGUCCAUUUUCACAGAUGUUUACAUUGGUUCCAAACGACAUGUGUGUAUGGUCAUUAAAAACGUCUGACAUUCCUCAUUUUUUAUGUUUACUUGAUAAUAACAACAGAUCAUAUAAUAUUUUUAUCUGUGAUGAAUAUGGCGCUCGUGUUCAGAUUUAUUCUAUCCAAUUACCCAUAGAUAAAUAUUUACCAGUGUAUAUUCGUGAAUUAGAAUUAUUUAAGCGUAAUUGUCGUUUAACGUUAGAAUCAUUCACCGUUUAUCAAACAUAUAUCAUAACCUAUGUUCGACGUUUUGAACAAAAAGCAAAUGAGGAACAAAAGGCUCCUUUAAUUAAAGCUGGCAUUCAAAUAUUGGAUCGAGGUGAAAAUGGUCGUUGCAGUGAUAUUGGUGGCAUGAUCUAUGUAUUUGGACAUAAUGGCACACAAGUUGAUGGUUCGUAUCAAUCAUAUCCCAUACGAAAAUUGAUUGCUGAUACAUCGUACGAUUGUCUAUGGGGUAUUAAUUCGAUAAAUAAUUCGUUAUAUUAUUAUUCAUUACCCAAAACUCCCGAACAAAUAACCAGUUAUUUAAAAAAUAUGAAAAUAUAUUUAGAUUUUAAUGAAACAAAUGAUGAAAAUGAAAAGUUUGAACCUAAUCAUAUGGCUGAAAAUCAACAAACAAUUGGUUUAGUUGAUAGAGAUAGCCAUACAAUUAGAUUAUAUGAUAAAAAUACUAAAGAAUUAAUAAAUACAUAUAAAAAUACUCAACAAUCAUGGAAUAUUUCAGAUAUGAUCAUAUUGAAAGAUAAUAAUUUAUUGAUGACCUUAACCGAAAAUAAACGUAAUAAACAAGUGAUAAGAAAAGAUUCGAGAUAUAGACAACAUUCCGCAAGAAAAUUAAUUGAAAUAAGUAAAAAUGGAAAAGAACUUAGAGAAAUAGAAGCGAAUACGUUGAAUGCAAUGACAAUCGGUCCGAAUGAUGAAAUAUUUUUGGGUUUUGCGGACAAAGGUGAACGAGGGCUUGUUCAAGUAUAUAUUUAA
This is a messenger RNA of Didymodactylos carnosus, 2550 nucleotides long. The record is from the annotation of a GenBank genome assembly. Lineage: Eukaryota; Metazoa; Rotifera; Eurotatoria; Philodinida; Philodinidae.